Molecule: messenger RNA, 1638 nt
Organism: Polyodon spathula (Mississippi paddlefish)
Lineage: Eukaryota; Metazoa; Chordata; Actinopteri; Acipenseriformes; Polyodontidae
Exons: 3
Coding region: 422-1120 (232 amino acids)
Biological process (GO): monoatomic ion transport
Cellular component (GO): membrane
Molecular function (GO): voltage-gated potassium channel activity
Source: RefSeq, a predicted model, not a curated record
GAGAGGCUGUCACGGUGAAAAGACCAGUAUGGUGAAAAACGUAGUGUGAAAAUCUUUUUGUUUGUGCUUGUGAAAGUGUGUUAUUUUGUUUUACUGGUAAACAGCCUCGCCAUCCAGUUUUAGUUGGGGAUGGAGAAAAAGUUUUAGUUUACACUCGAAGUGAAGUUAAGCGCUUGUUUUAUUUUGUCUUUUAUUUCUGUAAUAAAUUUUAAAAAACACACAAAAGUGCUUAAAACACCUCAAUCUUGUGCCUGGGUCUUGUGCAAAAGGGCUAUCGACCCUUAAAACAAGUCAAAUCUUUUACAAUGUAUUGUUUUCUCAGUAUAUUCUCGUGUGUUUUGGUUGCUGCUGUUAUCUAAUCAACACAUCAAUAACCUGAUUAAAUUCCAGCCCUUAUUUGAUAGCAGUCAAUUCCAUAGACAUGCUGAUGGAAAGGAAUAUAAAAAGCAAUCCCAUCAAAUAUUUGACACUCUCUCAGAUUGUUAUCUCAGCUGAGAAACAGGCUCCACCCAGCUCAGCACCUGGAGUCAUUAAAGAGAAGGGCUGCCCCAUAGAGAGACUGGAGCCAUCAACGCCACUGGAGCACAGGCACCACAGCAGCCAGGCGAGGGGCCCACAGCAGCAGGUAAAUAUCCUGGAGAAAAAGAAAGAAAGAAAGAAAGAAAGAAAGAAAGAAAGAAAGAAAGAAAGAAAGAAAGAAAGAAGCAAACAAGAAAGCAAGCAUUUCACAUUUAUGAAACUCAAGGCAACAAAAGUCAGCAGAAUGCGGCCGGUGAACCACAGCAAUCUCCAGUGGGACUUUCUGCACAUUAACAGCAGCAGCAGCAGCCUGCAGUCAUCCAGCACAAACCCCCAGAAGAAUGCAGAGUGGUACGUCAUCAUAGUGAUCGGCUUCUUCGGGUUCAUGCUCUUCUCAAUGAUGGUCAGCAACCUCUCCCACAACAGGAGGCUCAACCAGAAAGACUUCAACAGACGCUACGGCCUGAAGGAGGCCAAAGAAAGCAGCUGGAACCUGGAGCUCCUCCGCCGCCUGUGGAAGAGUCUGUGCUCCAAGCCCAAACCCGUCAUUGAGAAGCCCAGUGACGGAGAGGGCAUAGCGAACGCUGCAUUCACACCAUAGGGAAAUAGCUGCUAACGCAAGCAAGGGAAUCCAUUCCUGGCUUUGCUAGGAGUUUCAUUUCGAAACCUUACGGAUAAGAGGCUAAACCCUCUAGAACUGCUUGUGCAAAGCAGCCGGCCUUUGUUGGGAAGCAAUUAAGCUGUUGGCUUGCGCUGUGCAUAGUGGCUGGUUUGCACAUGCAAUUGAUUAUCAUUUGUAUAAUACAUUAAAAAAACAGCUUACAAAGACAAGCCCUUUUGUGCUGUGGGGGCAUACAAUCAUCAGACAGCUUCAAUGAUUUAAGCAAAAAUAAACACAACAACCUGCUUUUUUUAUUAAAUAUUAUUUAUUGUACUACUGUGAGUGACGAGUCAAGGAACUGAUGUCAUUUUAAUUGUCAAAAAGCAUAUAGAAAGUUUUUAAAACUGUUUUCAAGUGUAUCCAGCAGCUGCCUUGAAUAUGUUAAUAAUAAUAAUAAUAAUAAUAAUAAUAAUAAUAAUAAUAAAUAUUGUGAUUAAACCUGUGCUAAGUUUUGUGAA